Symbiodinium sp. CCMP2592 is the source of this 396-nucleotide messenger RNA. The record is from the annotation of a GenBank genome assembly. NCBI's taxonomy places the organism in Eukaryota, Dinophyceae, Suessiales, Symbiodiniaceae.
AUGAAGAAACAUGACAUGUCUUACUGGCUUCCAUCUGUUCACAAAGCUCGCAACGACUUCACGAAUGCCACAUCGGUGGAUGGAGAGCGAGCUGAAGAAGGCAGUUCUUUGCGGCAGGUAGCUGCGAGCGACGACAAUUCCAUGGUAGGUGCCCAUGGGCGGGUGAAUCUCCGGGCGGAUGCGAAGGUAUCUGUCUGGCUUUCUCGUCCUGGCAACGGUGAAUCCAUGGCUCAUGGGAGUGGACCGCACGGCCACGGCCCGAGGAACGUCCAUGUUGCCCUCCGGUGCUCCGUCCAGCGAGAGGAGAACUUCCCCAAAACCGGAUCCUUGAAGGAGCCCUCGAAGGUGCCCAAAGCUCUCUGGGCCAGGUCUGGUCAUGAUCGCGCUUCUUUCUGA